Messenger RNA from Lotus japonicus, 321 nucleotides. RefSeq lists its product as uncharacterized. The record is from RefSeq and is a predicted model, not a curated record. Bases 1 to 321 code for a protein of 106 amino acids. Lineage: Eukaryota; Viridiplantae; Streptophyta; Magnoliopsida; Fabales; Fabaceae. The transcript has a single exon.
AUGGCUUCGUGCAACCCUUCUGCUACUCCGGUUGACACCAAGCAGAAGCUCAGUUCUUCUUCUAGGACUCCUUGUCAGGAUGCCACCUUGUAUCAGAGUCUUGCUGGUGCUCUCCAGUAUCUCACCUUUACUCGUCCUGACAUUUCUUAUGCAGUUCUGCAGGUUUGCUUACAUAUGCAUGCUCCGUGCACCGAGCAAAUGCUUGCCCUCAAGCGUGUCUUACGCUAUGUUCGUGGCACCUUGACUUAUGGUCUACAUUUGUAUCCCUCCCCGAUUGAGAAACUUGUUUCUUACACUGAUGCUGACUGGGGGAUGUCCUAA